AUGGAGAUUCUCAAGCCUGCUGCUCUCGGACUGCUCGGGGGGGCCCCUCUGAGAGCGCUGAUCCUGCCCUGCGGCCCAGCGGGCCUCACCUACACCACCGGCAGGUCGACUGAUCGCGCCGACCGCCUUGUGGCGGAGGCUGCGGACCCCCCGCUCGAAAACGAGUUUUCAUCUGACGACAGUGUUAUAGACCCCAAUUACAACCAGGAUACUAAAAAUAUUUCUGCCUCUGAUUAUGACGAAUACGAAAUUAUUUCCAAUAAACGUAAAUUUGCUAAAAAUGAUUUACAGUCGAAGAGAUCAAAAUACGAAAAUGAUGUUCAACUUGCCCGAAAAACGUCUUACCAACAAAAAAAAGUAUCACCUAUGAUCAUCUAUGAUAUACCAUCCAAUGAAAAAACCACUCCCUUUUUAAGGAAUCGUUCUCUGAGUAAUUCUUCUUCGAGUGGAUCUUCGUCGAGUGGAUCUUCGUCGAGUGGUUCUUCGUCGAGUGGUACCUCGUCCAGUGUUUCUACAUCGAGUGGUUCUUCACGCAGUUGUUCGCCUAAUACCAGGCCUUUGGCAGACAAUCAAACCACUGAUACUCAGAUUUCUGACAAACCUUUGGUGCCCUCAUUAUCGUAUUUGUGCCGAAAAAAAGUAUCUGCAAGCAAGACCUCUUCAGGCUCUGAAACCAACACUAACUCAUAUAAUUCUUCAUCUCAAAACGAGCUACCAGCAGCAAUUAAGGCAGUAUGUGAAACACAUGUUACUAACCCACAAAUGAACGAAUUUUUUUCUGUUGAAAGCGAAAUACUGCCUGCACAUUUACAACAAGAUAUUGCCGAAGUAUCAACAUCGCAUCUUCAUCGUCAAAAUGAAGUUUUACGUGAAGUUGAAAAUGCGUCACAAAGUACUGAUCCGAACAGAAAAUCCCGCAAAAAAAAGCGGACCCCAGCAACUGGAGAGCAAAUAAAGCAAAACAGUUGA
This is a messenger RNA of Diatraea saccharalis (sugarcane borer), 969 nucleotides long. The record is from the annotation of a GenBank genome assembly. NCBI's taxonomy places the organism in Eukaryota, Metazoa, Arthropoda, Insecta, Lepidoptera, Crambidae.